AGCCUGUCAGUCCCCAGGCCCUGAACUAUUUCUUGCUCUUUAUCACCCAGCAUGCCAGGUUUUCAGAAUGCAGGAUCCUUCCCCCUCAAAAUUGGAAUAAUCCCUGAAAUCCAAGGAUAUGUGACAGGUUUCAAAGUAGCAGCCGUGUUAGUCUGUAUUCGCAAAAAGAAAAGGAGGACUUGUGGCACCUUAGAGACUAACCAAUUUAUCUGAGCAUGAGCUUUCGUGAGCUACGGCUCACUUCAUCGGAUAUGUGGCAUCUCUAGCCAGGUCCCUGCCCCCAGUGCCAGCACUGCCCCUACGCUUCAUCACCCUGCAACUCAGCCACAUAAACAGUUUUUAUUUGGGCCGCUGCCCCUAAUACCCUACUGCCCUAGUAGGCAACGACCCAGCCAACCAACUCUGCCUUAUGUGGUUGAGGCUGCUUGUCCUCUGUGCUUGGCACACAGCAGGGAAGAUGUGGGGGAGGGAGGGAAAGGCAGCCUGAGCAGCUGUUUAUCUCCCCUCUGAUUCCUGUCAGCAGCAGGAGGAGGUGAAGAGCAAUGACCUGGGUGUCACUAACACCACCCCCCCUUCUUGCAUCACGAACCACAGUGAAAGCAUUUCCCCAGCAGUAGCAGCAAAAGCAGCAGCCACUGCCUCAUGUGUCUCCCAGUGUGACAUCAGCAGGAGCUUGCACCAUGGGGCUCUCCUGCACGCACCUCCUUCUCUUGAUGCUGCUUGGUUUGUGGUGGCCAGGUUUGGCGUGGCAUCGGGUGGGAGCAGCUCGGGUCCGGGAGCAUUACAUAGCCGCAGAGACCACCAGCUGGAGCUACAGACCCCAGUCCAAAGAACAGUCCAGAUUAGAAAAUUCAGAGCCUGUGUUUAAGAAAAUUGCCUAUAGAGAGUAUGAAGCAGAUUUUAAGAAAGCAAAACCAACAGAUACUUUCUCAGGACUUCUGGGACCAACUCUGCAUGCUGAAGUGGGAGACACUUUAGUAGUUCACUUUAAGAACAUGGCCAACAAACCACUGAGCAUUCACCCACAAGGCAUAGCUUACAACAAACUAUCAGAAGGUUCCCUGUAUGCUGACCGAACAUCUUCUUUUGAAAAACUGGACGAUGCUGUGCCUCCAGGCCUGGUGUAUAAAUACACAUGGGAGAUCACUGCAGAAAUUGGGCCUAAAGAAGCCGACCCUCCCUGUCUCACCUAUAUCUAUUACUCACAUGAGAACAUGGUGGUGGACUUAAACUCUGGUCUGAUUGGAGCAUUGCUUAUAUGUAAAAAAGGAAGCCUGAAGAAAGAUGGGACACAGAAGCUGUUUGACAAAGAAUAUGUGUUGAUGUUUGCUGUGUUCGAUGAAAGCAAAAGCUGGCAAAAAUCAACCUCUCUCCUGUACACGAUUAAUGGUUACGCUAAUGGGACGUUGCCAGACCUAGGAGCUUGCACAUACGAUAACAUUAGCUGGCAUUUGAUAGGAAUGAGCUCCAAACCAGAGAUUUUCUCCAUCCAUUUCAAUGGGCAAGUCCUGGAACAAAAUCGUCGCAAGGUCUCGACCAUCAGCCUUGUGGGAGGUGCAUCGACCACAGCAAACAUGACCGUGAGCCAGAAAGGAAGGUGGCUGAUAUCUUCUCUUGUCCAGAAGCAUCUGCAAGCUGGAAUGCACGGUUACCUCAACAUAACAGAAUGUGCGGGGAAAGACGUGUUCAAGAAGAAAUUAUCCUUUAAGGAAUUGCGUAUGAUUAAGGACUGGGAAUAUUUCAUUGCUGCGGAAGAAGUCACCUGGGAUUAUGCUCCAGAAAUUCCAGAGACCAUUGAUAGGCAAUAUAAAGCUCAGUACUUGGACAACUUCUCAAAUCUCAUUGGGAAGAAGUAUAAAAAGGCCGUUUUCAGGCAGUAUGAAGAUGCCAACUUCAAUAAGCGUCUGGAGACUCCCCGGCCCAAGGAAAUGGGAAUUCUGGGCCCUGUUAUCAGAGCUCAGGUUAGAGACACAAUCAAGAUUGUGUUCAGAAAUAUGGCCAGUCGACCCUACAGCAUUUACCUUCAUGGAGUGACGCUUUCAAAAGAUGCAGAAGGAGCCACUGACCCCCUGGAUUCCACAGACAACAGCACCCUGAGUAAAGCAGUUCAACCUGGGGAAACCUACACGUAUAAAUGGAGCGUCGUGGACACCGAUCAGCCCACCGCACAGGAUGCCCAGUGUCUAACGAGAUUAUAUCACAGUGCUGUAGAUGUAACCAGGGAUAUAGCCUCUGGACUGAUUGGCCCACUUCUGAUUUGUAAAGGUGAAGCACUGGACAAGAGGGGUGUGCAGAACAAGGCGGAUGCAGAGCAGCAGGCCGUGUUUGCCGUGUUUGAUGAAAACAAGAGUUGGUACUUAGAGGAUAACAUCAAGGAGUACUGCAACAACCCCUCCAGCGUUAAAAGGGAUGAUCCCAAGUUCUACAGGUCUAACGUGAUGCACACAAUAAAUGGCUACAUGUCUGACAGCACUGAAAUCCUGGGAUUUUGCCAUGACGAAAUUGUGCAGUGGCAUGUCUCCAGUAUUGGCACCCAGGAUGAGGUAGUGUCCGUACGCCUUUCUGGUCACACUUUUUUGUCUCGAGGGAAGUAUGAAGAUGUACUGAAUCUUUUCCCCAUGAGUGGAGAAUCGGUCACUGUAGAAAUGGACAACGCUGGUACAUGGCUUUUUGCAUCCUGGGGUUCCCCUGAGAUGAGUCAUGGCAUGACGCUGAGGUUUAGAGAUGCCAAAUGUGAAAAAGAUAUAGAUUAUUAUUCUGAGGAUGACCUGUAUGAAAUCAGAUUUUCAUAUGAGAAGACUCUUGAAAAUGUGCCUGUAACCUCACCCCAAACUGAAGGAGAAACAAAAGAAAUAUCAAAAAAAACCCAGCAAUCUUCUGAUGAUUAUGAUUAUCAAGAUCUGCUGGCCUCAAGUUUGGGACUUCGGACAUUUGGGAAGAAAUCAAUGGUCCAGGAAGAAAUGCAGAAUCUUACUGCUCUGGCCAUAGAUGAGAACUUUGGCACCAGCACUCAGAGGGCUGAUGUGGCUCCUGGCUCAGAUCCGCCAUUCAUGGAGAACAGUGAUACCUUGAACACUGAUGAACUCUUGGAAACUCAAAGCACUGCUCCUCUCCCAACCGAGGCUGGGUCCCUCCAUACAAAUUACAUGGUGGCAGCAGAAGAACAUUCACCUCCAGUCACCACAACAGCAGUAAGUCCUGACUUGGCAUCUAAAGCUGGAAACCAAAGUGACUAUGAAGCAAAUCACAGUCAGAUGUCAGGAAAUUAUGAAAAAACACUUGCAGGUGAACUACUGAGGACCAGGGAAGAAGCCCAAACAAAAGAUGCAGCAGAACUGUUACCUGACAGAGGGGACAGCAUGACGCCCUCCUCUGCAACACUCAGUUCAGAGGAACCACAAGAGGAAAGUUCAGGAGGAGAAUACAAUUUCAGUAGAAAAAGGGAAAGGCGAGACCAGCUGGAGACUACGUUUUACACCGUUAAAAAGAUGCGAGCCCUCUUAGAUCAUGUUCAACAAAAUAAAAGUCUUUCCUCUCUUGGCAACACUAGUUCAGACAGAGCACCUCUUUCUCCUCACCAUGCAAAGAAUAUCUUCAGUUCAGAUAUGUUAGGGACUGACCAACUUCCAAAUGAAUAUGCUGAGGACCAGGACGUGGAGGAGGAGGAAACCAAGAAAGAAAAUGCUGAAUUUCCCAAACAUGCAGAUAACUUGACUUUUGCUGUGGGACACAGGGCGAAAAACAAUGAGUUAAACAUGUUCAAUCUCCCUGAUUUAGAACUACCCAAAGAUAAACAAGAAAGAAAUUUUACUCUAGAUUAUGCAUCGGAUAUCUUAAUUCCUACUCGUAGCCCAGUGGUGGGAAAGGACAUGCUGGGAAAGCUGUCGCCAAGAGGUAUGAAGUCUCCAUCUAAAAUUAUGAAUGAGAAAUGGAAUUUGGCCUCUGGGAAGGAGAGUUAUGGGAUGGAGACAAAUUCAGCUCAGGCUACUGAUAAAUUACAGAAUUGUUCCAGAAAUGCUACAAUGCCUACAAGAGAGAGUGUAUCCCUGAAUAAGAAGAAGCAAGGGAAAUUCAAAGGCUACUCACCAUUUAUAAAGGGUCAUUGGAAAGUAAGGAGCAAGCAUCCAACUCUGAAAGGGGAAAAGAGAAAUGUGAAUGGCACGUUGAGUACCUCUGGGACUCUCAUCAAGACCCGAAGGAGGAAAAAGCAUAAUCAAAAGUAUACUAAUCUCUCAUUGACACCCAGAGGUGUGAGACCCCCAAAGGUACCUGGAGAGCAAAACUGCACAUUAUUGUCCAGGGAGGCCAACCACACAGUGUCCCUUUGUGAGGCCAACAAUACAGAAUUGCCCAGCGAGGCCAACCACACGGUUUUGCCAAGCAGAGCUAACUACACGCUGACCCCAAGACAAUUUAAGCCCAUCAUCAUAGGGCUUCCCAGUGGGAAUGGGGACAACAAGAAGUAUGUUCCAGGAGGCUCUGACAGUGAGGAAAUUGAAGAUUACUCAAUUCAGAUGCAGACGUAGAAUUUCAAUGACCCAUAUACAACGGACCCCAGAUUCAACCUUAAUAAUGUCCGUAACCCUGAUGAGAUUGCUGUGCAUUAUCUCCGCAGCAGAGGGACCACAAGGAGAUACUACAUUGCAGCCGAAGAGGUCUUCUGGGACUAUGGAGGAUUAAAGAAAAGCACAGUGAGGAAUGUCAGAACCAGCCAUGAUGGGGGCAACACCAUAUACAAAAAAGUGAUUUUCCGAAGCUAUGUGGAUAGUACCUUUACAACUCGGGAGCCUGAAGGGGAAUAUGAAGAACACCUGGGUAUCCUGGGUCCUGUUAUCAGGGCUGAGGUGGAUGAUGUCAUCCACGUUCAUUUUAAAAAUCUGGCAUCCAGACCAUAUUCCCUCCAUUCCCAUGGGCUUUUGUAUGAGAAAUCCUCUGAGGGAAGCAGUUAUGAAGAUGAGUCUCCAGACUGGUUCAAAAAGGAUGAUGCAGUUCAGCCAAAUGACACCUAUACCUAUGUAUGGUUUGCAACCAAGCGGUCUGGACCUAUGCAACCUGGAGCAGCCUGUAGGUCCUGGGCCUAUUACUCCGGUGUAAACCCGGAGAAAGAUAUUCACUCAGGCUUGAUUGGUCCAAUCUUGAUCUGUCGAAAGGGAACGGUCAGUACAAGUAACAGGCCAGUAGAUACCCAAGAGUUUGUCCUGCUUUUUAUGGUCUUUGAUGAAGAGAAAAGUUGGUACUUUGAUAAGCAUUCCAAAGGGACUUACACUGAGAAGACCUCAGAAGUGCAAAAAUACCACAAAUUCCAUGCCAUUAAUGGGAUCAUAUAUCACUUGCAAGGACUGAGGAUGUAUAAAGAUGAACUGGUCCGAUGGCACUUGUUGAAUAUGGGCGGAUCAGAAGAUAUUCACGUGGUUCACUUUCACGGUCAGACCUUCACAGAAGUCCCUGGGCAUCAGCUUGGUGUCUACCCUCUCCUUCCAGGCUCAUUUCGAACUAUUGAAAUGACACCACCAAAAGCUGGCAUGUGGCUUUUAGACACCGAAGUGGGGGAAUAUCAGCAAGCUGGAAUGCAGGCCUCCUUUAUCGUUGUAGAGAAAGAGUGCAAGUUACGAAUGGGCCUAAUGAAUGGACUUAUACUUGAUUCACAGAUCAGUGCUUCUCGUCACAUAAACUACUGGGAACCUAAAUUAGCAAGAUUAAACAACGCUGGAAAAUAUAAUGCUUGGAGCACUGACAUGGAGCAAGGUGAAUUUCCAUGGAUCCAGGUGGACCUGCAAAGGGAAGCUCUGAUCACAGGGAUACAGACGCAGGGAGCCAAGCAAUGGAUGAAGUCCUUUUAUGUCAAAGAGUUCUUUAUGACUUACAGCAAGGACAAACGGAAGUGGAUCACCUUCAUAGGAAACAGCACUGGGGGACAGAAGUUGUUUGAAGGUAAUUCAGAUGCCCAUGGGAUAAAAGACAACCAUAUUGAUCCACCUAUCAUUGCGAGGUAUAUUAGGGUCUAUCCAACUGACUCCUACAACAGGCCUACUCUUCGGAUGGAACUCCUGGGCUGCGAAGUCGAAGGUUGCUCUCUGCCGCUGGGAAUGGAAAAUGGGGAGAUCAAAAAAGCUCAGAUUACAGCUUCUUCCUAUAAGAUAUCCUGGUAUAACGCAUGGGAGCCUUCCCUCGCGCGUCUCAAUCAGCAAGGGAGGUUGAAUGCCUGGCAAGCAAAGUCAAACAACAACCAGCAGUGGUUGCAGAUUGAUCUCCUCAAAGCGAAGAAGAUAACCGCUAUCACAACCCAGGGUUGCAAGUCCAUGUCUGUGGAGCUGUUUGUGAAAACCUACGCCAUCCUUUUCAGUGAUGAAGGCACAGAAUGGAAACCUUAUAUGGAUAACACCACUUCAGUGGGAAAGGUAUUUAGGGGGAAUGAGAACAGCAGCGGACAGGUCAAGCAUUUCUUAAAUCCACCCAUAUUUUCCAGGUUCAUCCGCAUUGUUCCUAAAACCUGGAAUCGAAGCAUUGCUCUCCGGGUAGAACUCUUUGGCUGUGAUCCUUCCUAAAUGCUGGACACACAGAGUACACACGAACGGCCAAGUCUGGGAGCCUGACACUUUUCAGCAAUCACUGUGCAGAACUACAUUUUUUAAACUCUUAGAGUAGUCAGAUUUAGUCCUUCUGAAGUGCCUUUCCUCCAAGGAUCUUAGAGUUUUGCCAAUGUGAAUUAAACGAGAGAUUUCAUUGGCAGAUAUUUCAUUCAUAUAAAUGUACAUUAAGGAUAGAACUGCACAGCAGCUGUGAGGGAGCUUCCCAGAGCGUGUGGGUAGACACGUGCUUGCUCCACUUGAGCUUGCGUGCUCGAGCAGCGGCAUGGGCGGCAGCUCAGGCUGGCCAACCGCGUAUGGACGCAGAGGCCAGGUGGGAUUGUUCUCAGGUGGCUAGCCCGUGCCGCCAUGGCCGUACUGCUAUUUUUAGCACCCAAGCUGGAGCAGAGCUAACAUGUGUCUCUUUACCUGCACCGUCCGAGCUGCAGUGUAGACCCACCUUUAAAAAGAGAAAGUAACAAACAUCAAAUCAACAAAGCAUGCAAGAUUGACAUGCCCCUUUCCAUGGGAAUCUGGGCACCCAAACACAUUCCCUCCAUUUCUCUACCACUGUCAUCUUCCCCCAGUCACACACGUUCUCCUUUUGUCCUGGUCCUGACCUAAUUUUACACUAAAUCUCCUGAGGGCAGGGACCUUGGGCUUAAUCCUGAGCCCGGAUUUGCUCUCUCUGUAGCCCCCUCACUGCUGAAAGCUAUCAGAUGUCCCUCCCUAGGCAUUCGCCUUGAAGGGGGAGUCCCCAGUACACAUAAAACCACUGUCUAUACCACCAUCCAGUAGCCGUUGGUGUUGGGGCUGGGAAGCGGGUGUGAUGCUGCACUCCAGCUAUUCCUGGCUGGUAGGUGGUCCCUUGGAGGGUCAUAGCCAGCCAGUGUAGACAAGAGAAGCCUCCACUCUGCUCUGAUCUCUGCUGGGGCUGACAUAGAAGUGGCCUCAAGAUCAAGGAUCUGCAACCCCUUCUCUGAGAAUCUAGGGCCCCCAUCUUUAUAUUUGCUUUUUUAAACACCACGCAUGCCUCUGACUCUAUAUAUCCUAAAUAACCAUUAACCUUCUAAGCAACCCUGGGUGGGGAUCAACAGUAUCUUUAUAGGUGGCAGGAAAGAAGCAUAGAGAGAGACAGUGAUUUGCCCAAGAUCAUGGCAGGUCAGUGGUAGAACCAGAAACAGGAUUCGUGGCUUCCAGUCCCAUGCUCUAACCACUAGAAGCUAGGCAAUGCUGUUUUGUUAUCCCUACUGGAAGAAACAAGCCUUCUUGGCUGUUGAUGAGAAACGUGAUGGCAAUAAAAUAGGAUUCGAUAACACUAUGGUAAAGACACCUACACCUUGUCUAUGCUACAGCAUUUGCCAACAUUAUUGCUGGUGGCACUGCUGUGGUGCAGAAAACAUUUAUAGAUUUUCUCUGGAUGGAUGCGCUCAGUGAGAAUAUAUUUGCUAUCCCUGAAUAUAUCUUUUUAGCAGAGUUUUAGCUAAGCUUUUAGUACUGUCCUAGGCUCCAGUCUUGUCAGCAGAGGACUGCCUCUGCUCACCUGGGUCCUUCAUGGCCUGGGGCAGAAUAUCAUCAAGAACCCAGGGCCAUGUUUUGGUCUCUAACCUUAUAAAGUAUUGUCUCAAGCUGUUUCAAGAGAAUUAGAGUUCUUAUAUCAAAAAAUGUAUGUGUUUCCAAGUAAAGAUGUAUAAAAAAGUGAAAUAAAAUUUUAAAACCUCAA
This is a messenger RNA of Caretta caretta (loggerhead turtle), 8289 nucleotides long. The record is from RefSeq and is a predicted model, not a curated record. NCBI's taxonomy places the organism in Eukaryota, Metazoa, Chordata, Testudines, Cheloniidae.